AGUCUAUUUGAGUCUAUGUAUACGUCUGACUUCAUUAUGGUCCUAAUAAUGUAGCUAAUGUUGGCCAGCCAGGCUAGACAGCCUGUAGGUUGGGUUGUAAACUUGUGAGGAAACCCUUUGUCAGUCCAGCCUGGUAGCAAAAUGACUGUUUUAAUGUUUUAACUCCUACCUCCUGCUAUUGUUAAGGCCAGGCUCUCACUCCCUUCCUCUUGUCUAGGCUGGCUACACCUCAGUUUUUUGUGACUUGCUGUCGACACAUUAUCUAAUGGCAAGAAAGCAUUAUAGCUAGCCAAAGCUGUGUGCUGAUUUGAUAGUUGGAUUUUGAUAGUUUUUUUAAAGACCCUGUGGCGAAUUCAAUUAAUUCAAUUAAUUCAAUUACUUUGCGAGCACUAAAUGCGAGCAUUUAGGGAGCAUGGAAUUUAAGGGUUUUAGCUUGGCUAACUCUCCUACAUAUCAGUUCUGAGCUCAGGGAAUGGAUGGAUACCGCUAACAUUUCCACUCUCCUGUUCUCAUAGUGGUGCUUUUUCCAGUGUCCCAGUCUCAUUGACCCUCUCCCCUCCCCUCCUCACCCCUCUGCCCCUCUCCCCUCCCUGAAACUCAAUCCGCCUGGGGGAAUAAGAGCACUGACUCUGCUUGGAACACCACCCGGUUUCCAUCCAACUGCCAUAAACCAGGGAGAGAGAACUGCCGAACGUCUCAUGGUCAUAGUCACUUCACAGCGAGAGUGAGAGAGGCAGAUAAGAUGGAGCCAGUGUCCUACUCACCGUACAGUCUUAACCAUGUUCUAAGAGAAAUUUAACAAACAUUUCAAAACAGCUUUAUGGAUAACAAUCAAUGGGAUAUGACACACACGGUGUGCCAGUGACCAGUGAGCAGACAUGGGGGACUGGAGUCUUCUGGGGAACUUCCUGGAGGAAGUUCAGGAACAUUCCACGUCGGUAGGGAAGGUGUGGCUCACCGUCCUCUUCAUCUUUAGGAUCCUGGUGCUGGGCACAGCCGCUGAGUCCUCAUGGGGAGACGAACAGAGUGACUUCCUGUGCGACACCCAGCAGCCCGGUUGUACCAAUGUCUGUUAUGACCGGGCGUUUCCUAUCGCACACAUCCGCUACUGGGUCCUACAGAUCGUCUUCGUGUCCACACCAUCACUGAUCUACAUGGGCCACGCCAUGCACAUAGUGCGGAGGGAUGAGAAACGAAAAAGGAGGGAGCAGGAGAAGACAGAGGGGAUGGAGGAGGAGGAGGGGAGGGGAGAGGGGGGGAGCGUAUCGGGUGAGAAAGCGUAUCUCCAGCAGAGGGAUUGUGGGAAGGCGCUGGAGGCAUCUGGGCGGGUUCGCCUACGGGGGGCGCUGUUAUCCACGUACAUUCUGAGCAUCCUGAUCCGCACGGUGAUGGAGGUGAUCUUCAUCGUGGUCCAGUACAUGAUCUAUGGAGUCUUCCUCAGGGCUCUGUACCACUGCAAGGCCUGGCCCUGCCCCAACCCAGUCAACUGCUACAUGUCCCGGCCCACAGAAAAGAACGUAUUCAUCGUCUUCAUGCUGGUGGUGGCAGGUGUCUCCCUCCUCCUCUCUGUGGUCGAGCUCUACCACCUGGCCUACAGGCGGUACAGGAAGUGCAGACGCACUCGCGCCUCCCUCAAAAACACCACUCAUAAUGCUGUGGCAAUCCCCUUCACCAGGGACCCCGACAACCCAAGUCACAACUCCCCAGGCUGCACCCCUCCCCCUGACUUUCGCCAGUGCUUGGUGUUGUCGGGGACAAUGACCCCCUUGACCCCUGUGAACCCCAUGAACUCCAUGCCUUCUCACCCCUUCAACAACAGAAUGGCGCACCAGCAGAACUCCGUCAACAUGGCCACCGAGCGCCACCAUUCCCAUGAUGACCUGGAGGGAGAGGGAGGUUUCCUGAGGAUGAACUACAACCAGGUGCCAGGGGAGAUGCCCAGCGGGUGCUCUGCGCCACCCUUACUGCAUACCGGGUACCUGAAGGACAAACAGAGCCUCAGCAAGAUCAGCGGCACCAGCAGCCGGGUUCGACCAGACGACCUGGCCGUGUAGAACCAGACAGACGGAGAGAGAGAGACAGAGGGGCUUAGAAGGUGCGGAGGGAGAGGACUUUCAGACACACAGAGAGAGAAAGGCCCUGCUUAGAGGAGAGUGGAGCAGGCUGGGUAUAUAUACGCAGCCAGAGACAGAGAAGGGGAGCAGGCAAGACAGACACCGGGGCUAAAGAUGGAUGUGUUAGCUCCAUUGUUAGCUCCAUUCAGCCCAAAUCUAGGGGAACUGUGGAAGAUUGCCUGGCCUAGAACUCCAUGAGCACUACAGGAAGAAAGCCAUUGGGGUCUGUAAGAUCCCUGGGAGUGGGUUGAAUGGAUCUUGAGAACUUUUGCAUAUUGGACUGAGCUUUGAGACUGUGACCGUUGGUGCUGGGAGAACUGGUUGUUUUUGUUAGAGCAACAAGUGGCCGGCCAAGCUUGAAACAUGGACUGUGAUAACGUUGAUCAAAUAUUGACAUUGAAGCAAAAUAUAAAUAUACCUUUUAAAUCACUGUGUGGAAAAAGCCUUGAAAUAAAUAACAGAUAAUUGCACAUUGUAUGUUUUUGAUGUUUUAAAGUACCUUUAAAUCUGAGAAUAUUGUACUUUAAACUUGCACAAUCAGUAUGCUAAAAACUGUCCCACUGUCUAUCCAGCUGCCCAUUAUAAUAACACAAACAUUUACAAGCAUGCAAAUGUAAACACGCACACACAAGCAUGCACGAAAACACACACACACAUGCACACACUGCUCUCAUCGGAGGACAAAACCCUAUCCUCAGGGGUCUGACCAAACAGUGUUGCCCCGAUCCCUGGCAUCCAGUGACGGAGGCUAUUUGCAGCUGUCAUGUUGUUUGGAAAGUGAAAUUGUGACACACAUCCCUGCAAUGCAAUCCAUUGUGCAUUAUAUCACCUUCAAAUAUAGCAGGAGCAACUGUGUUCUCUGUGUUUAAUCCUGAUGGCAUACAAACAGAAACAUAGCACCAGCAUUAUCUUCCAGUCAGAAGUAAGGACAAGGGACAGCUGUGCCAAAAUAACUGAUUUCUCUCCAUUCAACAGACGCUUAGACCAAUAAUUACAGAGGGUUGUAUGCACUCAGGUACAGAUAGUGAAGAGCUAUGCAAAAGUGCCUACAAAAUGUGAAUCUACAAAAUGUUCAAAGUCAAAGUCUUUUAGCUCCAUGUUAGAUGUGUGAACAUGUCCUGAUAUAAUUUAAAAGUGUGUUCAAAAGUCAUAUACAGUAUGGAUACAAAUAAUUUACCUUCAAUCAAGGCACAAGUUUGGAAAGUUGAUCAUCCUUCAGUAUAUUUCAGCGUUUCUUUUUUUGUUAACCACUAGGUGGUGAAAUUUCCCCUUGAACAUUUAAAAUACAGUGUAGUUCCUUCAUUGUGACUGUGAAACUGUUGAUUGUCACAUUAGUAGCUAUCCACCUCUCUUCCAUAUCUUUUCAUCUUUGUUUAAAUUUGAUUUAUUUUUGUUUAACUGUGUGAGGCUGGUCAUAAAAUGACAUGUCUAGGCCUAUAGGCUAAUAGAGAAGGCAUAACCACAAUCUGUGAAGUUCUCAACUGAUUUUGCACUAGGCUAGGCCUUUUGGGGUUUGGAAUAUAAAGACCUCUUUGUAAUUACAUGAAUCAUAUUUUCUUUAUCUAUAGAGAGGAACAACCAGUAAUUUACAGUAAUAGUAUUUUGGAAUGCCAACAAACGGGUGACUGGUUGACAUUUCUCUGUGCACAUUUCAAUGUCAUUGUGUUCUUGUAAAGUCUGCAAUAAAACGAAUAUGUCAAAUAAA
Messenger RNA from Salmo salar (Atlantic salmon), 3819 nucleotides. Lineage: Eukaryota; Metazoa; Chordata; Actinopteri; Salmoniformes; Salmonidae. The record is from RefSeq and is a predicted model, not a curated record.